This is a messenger RNA of Verruconis gallopava, 708 nucleotides long. RefSeq lists its product as uncharacterized. The transcript has 3 exons. Gene Ontology annotation, molecular function: RNA binding. Bases 54 to 392 code for a protein of 112 amino acids. Gene Ontology annotation, biological process: spliceosomal snRNP assembly; RNA processing. Lineage: Eukaryota; Fungi; Ascomycota; Dothideomycetes; Venturiales; Sympoventuriaceae. Gene Ontology annotation, cellular component: U12-type spliceosomal complex; precatalytic spliceosome; catalytic step 2 spliceosome. The record is from RefSeq and is a predicted model, not a curated record.
ACUUGUACGAAAAAUCUGAAACUAGUAGAGAAGGUUGGAAGGAAUUUGAUAAGAUGACUAGUACAAUUGGUAUUCCAAUUAAGCUUCUGAAUGAGGCCACGGGACACACCGUUACUCUCGAACUGACGUCCGGGGAUGUCUAUAGAGGCAAACUAAUCGAAGCCGAAGACAAUAUGAACGUUCAGAUGAUCGAUGUCCAGAACACCUCGCGAGAAGGACGAGUCUCACAUCUCGAACGCGUUUAUGUACGCGGCUCUCACAUUCGCUACUUUAUCGUUCCAGAUAUGUUGAGGAAUGCGCCUAUGUUCAGACAGAGAGACAAGAAGGGCCGUGGUGUUGGUUUGGCAAGAGGUAGAGCAACUGUUAGCCGAGCUAGAGGCCAGAAGAGAUGAGCAUCAAGAUGGAGGCGGGGACAAAAUCACGGCUAUGAUAUCGUGUAAUUGGAUGCAGACGUGAAUAUACUGCAUUUGGGCCAACAUAUUCUCUGCAACAUUGUCACUCAAGCAUGCGAGUGAUCUCUUGAACAAUAGGAGAAUAGCCCGUUUAGGCCACGAGAGAUUGGAAGGCUUAAGCUACAGUUAUGAGUAGCUUCAAAAAGACUACAGGUCUUAUUUCAUAUUGUAAAUUGUCUCCAGCAUGAAGUUCAGCGCCAGAUUUCGCACUAUCAUUUACGCCUUCGCCACAUCCCAUAUCUUGCUUAAAUCGACG